Molecule: messenger RNA, 1317 nt
Organism: Cercocebus atys (sooty mangabey)
Lineage: Eukaryota; Metazoa; Chordata; Mammalia; Primates; Cercopithecidae
Gene: RAD51C
Product: RAD51 paralog C
Exons: 9
Coding region: 96-1199 (367 amino acids)
Biological process (GO): DNA repair; meiotic DNA recombinase assembly; reciprocal meiotic recombination
Cellular component (GO): replication fork; Rad51C-XRCC3 complex; Rad51B-Rad51C-Rad51D-XRCC2 complex
Molecular function (GO): ATP binding; crossover junction DNA endonuclease activity; four-way junction DNA binding
Source: RefSeq, a predicted model, not a curated record
ACGCCGCACGCCCUUGCGAGGGCGUGCGCAGUUUGGCUGCUCCGGGGUUGGUCUCUGAGCUCGCGGGACUGUGCGGCAAGACGUUUGGCUUUGAAAUGCAGCGGGAUUUGGUGAGUUUCCCGCUGUCUCCAGCGGUGCGGGUGAAGCUGGUGUCUGCGGGUUUCCAGACUGCUGAGGAACUCCUAGAGGUGAAACCCUCCGAGCUUAGCAAAGAAGUUGGGAUAUCUAAAGCGGAAGCCUUAGAAACUCUGCAAAUUAUCAGAAGAGAAUGUCUCACAAAUAAACCAAGAUAUGCUGGUACAUCUGAGUCAGGCAAGAAGUGUACAGCACUGGAACUUCUUGAGCAGGAGCAUACCCAGGGCUUCAUAAUUACCUUCUGUUCAGCACUAGAUGAUAUUCUUGGGGGUGGAGUACCCUUAAUGAAAACAACAGAAAUUUGUGGUGCACCAGGUGUUGGAAAAACACAAUUAUGUAUGCAGUUGGCAGUAGAUGUGCAGAUACCAGAAUGUUUUGGAGGAGUGGCAGGUGAAGCAGUUUUUAUUGAUACAGAGGGAAGUUUUAUGGUUGGUAGAGUGGUAGACCUUGCUACUGCCUGCAUUCAGCACCUUCAGCUUAUAGCAGAAAAACACAAGGGAGAGGAACACCGAAAAGCUUUGGAGGAUUUCACUCUUGAUAAUAUUCUUUCCCAUAUUUAUUAUUUUCGCUGUCGUGACUACACGGAGUUACUGGCACAAGUUUAUCUUCUUCCAGAUUUCCUUUCAGAACACUCAAAGGUUCGACUAGUGAUAGUGGAUGGUAUUGCUUUUCCGUUUCGUCAUGACCUAGAUGACCUGUCUCUUCGUACUCGGUUAUUAAAUGGCCUAGCCCAGCAAAUGAUCAGCCUUGCAAAUAAUCACAGAUUAGCUGUAAUUUUAACCAAUCAGAUGACAACAAAGAUUGAUAAAAAUCAGGCCUUGCUCGUUCCUGCAUUAGGGGAAAGUUGGGGACAUGCUGCUACAAUACGGCUAAUCUUUCAUUGGGACCGAAAGCAAAGGUUGGCAACAUUGUACAAGUCACCCAGCCAGAAGGAAUCCACAGUACUGUUUCAAAUCAAACCUCAGGGAUUUAGAGAUACUGUUGUUACUUCUGCAUGUUCAUUGCAAACAGAAGGUUCCUUGAGCACUCGCAAACGGUCACGAGAACCAGAGGAAGAAUUAUAACCCAGAAACAAAUCUCAAAGUGUACAAAUUUAUUGAUGCUGUGAAACCAAUGUGUACAAGUGGACUUGUUACUUUAAAGUAUAAAUAAACACUAUGGCAUGAAUGAAUCCAGAUUAUA